This is a messenger RNA of Poecilia reticulata (guppy), 1913 nucleotides long. The record is from RefSeq and is a predicted model, not a curated record. NCBI's taxonomy places the organism in Eukaryota, Metazoa, Chordata, Actinopteri, Cyprinodontiformes, Poeciliidae.
GUCAGAUUAUGUCACCAUGGCAACAGAUUUCAUCACCAUGGUUUCUUAAUCCGUCCAUCAGCCAAUGGCAGCCAGCCAAUCUCCGCCUCCUCCGUGGUUCUGACCACCGGUACCUUCCUGUCCGGCUCGCUCUUCGUGGGCCGGACCUCGUCCCCCGGAGGCCGGAUCGGAGACGCCCCGUCGAGUUCUGGCCUGACCCAAACGCUGAGGGACCGGCUGGGUCUGAGGGUGGGCAGGCUGAGGACCGGAACCCCACCCAGACUUUUAAAAGACUCAGUGGACCUUUCCCUGGCUAAGGUCCACCCGCCGGACCGCCAGCCGACGCCAUUCAGCUUCAUGAACACUCACACCCGCUGCAAGCCGGAGGAGCAGCUGCCGUGUUACCUGACCUACACGACUCCAGGUGUAGAGCAAGUGGUGAGGGAGAGUCUCCACCUGAACUGCCACAUCCAGCAGGACGCCAAAGGACCCAGAUAUUGCCCCUCCAUUGAGUCCAGGGUGUUGCGCUUUCCAGGAAGAAGUCACCAGGUGUGGCUGGAGCCCGAGGGGUUGACCUCUGACCUCUUGUACCCACAGGGUCUGUCCAUGACCAUGCCUCCUGACGUGCAGCUGCGCCUCAUCAGAGAAAUCCCUCCCUUGCAGAGAGCGGAGAUCCACACACCAGGGUAUGGUGUGCAGUAUGACUAUGUGUGUCCCACCCAGCUGAGUCCCGCGCUGCAGGUGAAAAACACGCAAGGACUUUUUCUGGCCGGUCAGAUCAACGGGACGACGGGUUACGAAGAGGCAGCUGCACAGGGGCUGUGGGCGGGAGUGAACGCCGCCCGCCGCGCCCUCUCCCAGCCUCCGGCGGCGCUGUCUCGGACAGAGAGCUACAUCGGCGUCCUCGUUGAUGACCUGGUGAGUCGAGGAGUUACCGAACCGUACCGCAUGUUCACCAGCCGGGCGGAGUUUCGUACUUCUCUGAGGCCGGACAACGCUGACCUCCGCCUUACGAUGAAAGGGUUUGAGCUGGGAUGCGUCUCGGCUGUGCGCCACCAUGAGGCAGUUAGGGUGCGUUGCAGUCUCCAGAAUGCAGUAGCCGCCCUCCAGGCUCUCACAAUGUCCUCAACCAGCUGGAGGAAGAAGCUGCCGGGAAUCGGCAUGAGCGAGAACAAGAGCCAGACGCUCAGCGGGAUGGACCUGCUGGAGUACAAGGACGUCUCCUUCGAAAUGUUGGCUUCUGUUUUUCCUGAGUGUCUUUCACCGUACAUGGAGUUCUCACAAAGACUCAAAAUAGAGGCCGUGUACAAGCCUCACAACGACCAAAACAGGAGCGAGAUCAAGAGGAUUCAGAGCGAGGAGAACAUGUCUCUGCCGCAGGACAUCGACUACCUCACUCUGCCUGUGUCUCUGUCGCAGGAAGUCAGGGAAAUCCUCGACAGAUUCCGACCGAGCACCCUGGGAGCUGCUACCCGUCUGCAAGGCAUGACUCCUGCAGCGAUCGCCAAUCUCUUCAAUUACGUUCACUUUACAAGGAGGCGGGAGAGCAGGAGGAAGCAAGUGGACCUCGAGGAGGAACGAGGAGAGGAGCUGUGCAAAACAAAUGCAUCUUUACCUCAAUAAGAGAGACUGAGAAUGUAAAAAAGAAUAUUUAUUCUGGGAAAAUAAGAAAAAAAUACAAGAGUAUUUCAUUCAGAAGGAGGAGGAAAUAUGUAAUACAAUUCUGACUGGUCGAAAUCCAAAUAACCAACCAAAUGUUCUUAGGUGUUAGUAAAUAAAAUCAUACAACUGUUUCUUUCUCGUUAGAGAAUUUGUAAAUCUGAAUUUUAAGCCCAAAAUGUCCCAAAUAUAAUUGGUAGAUUUGAGUUUUGAGACUAGAUUUGCCUUAUUGUGCAUAAACAAUUUAAACAUUUCUGAUUCUGAGAAAAAAAAAA